Owenia fusiformis is the source of this 2644-nucleotide messenger RNA. Lineage: Eukaryota; Metazoa; Annelida; Polychaeta; Sabellida; Oweniidae. The record is from the annotation of a GenBank genome assembly.
UGCAGCUCCUAAUGAAGUUGUCGGAGUCCUCGUUGCCCGACAGGACCUUUUAAGCUAGUCAUCACGAGGUGAAUUUUAAAUCAGGUCUACUCGGGUGUAGAUCGAGGAAAUGUUAAUCAUGGAGAUGACAAGACUGAAAAUAUGUGUAUUGAUGGUGAUGUUUAUGAAGUUUUGUUCGGCGGGUAGGUUUACUUCUGAACUUGACGACAACUUCAAAUUACUUGCUAUGCCAGAGGAUGCAGCUGGGGAGCGAUAUUCAAUUAGAUUAUCGAACAAAUAUGUUAACCCAAGCAAGAUAAACGCUGAUGGAAGUUUCAACGAUAUCACAUACACUGAUAACACCUACAAAUGGUCAAAGCCGUUUAUAACCCAUGGUGAUAGACUGACUAAACUCAUUCAAUCUUAUUUAUUGCCCCACAGAGGAAACAGGUUCUAUCAGAACACAAAGACCUGGGAAUGGAUCGUGAAAUCUUGGGAAUAUCUUGCGUAUAGUGCACCCAACAACACAGAUUGGAAUUGGUGGGGCAAUCAAAUUGGUGUACCACGGUCCCUCUGGGCUGGUCUCUUUCUUUCGAGAGAUAAAAUCAACGACAAGCUGUAUGACGAUUUGAUUCAAAGAUACUGGACUCGCCGUACUGUAUGGGAUUACGAACGGAAGAAGGAUGGGUUUAUGUCGGCAUCAAAUCUUGCAAAUAGAGGUUUCCUGGGAUUGUUCGAGACAUAUUUCCAAAGCGAAAAGAUAUUCGAAACCAGAAGAAGUCAGGUUCUUGAGUAUUUAACUCAGGAAAUUGUAAAUAAAACGUCAUAUCAAGGAGAGGGUGUAGGAGCCGACUACUGUAUUCACGUACAUAAUCUCCACGCGGGGUUCUAUGAAGGAAAUCAUACCAACUCACAUAUACGUCUGAUGAUCUACAAUGGUGGAUAUGGGGCUGAGUUUCUUAAAAGAUUUGGCUCCAUUUAUAUAGCACUUCACAACUCCUCUUAUGCAGUGAAAGAGAUUCUGUUGUCUGAGUUCAUAAAUGUCUUCUUGGAAUGUCAUCAGUAUUUGGUCCGCGGUCGGACAUUCGAGCCGACUUCAGUUGGGCGUAAUAUUGAUGAUAACCAGCGAGUAACGUAUUGGGCGUCUUUAGACUCGGUUUACAAGGUUGUAAGAUGGCUAUUAGAGCUCGAUUAUCGCAAAGAAGAACUCCAGAACGCGAUUACAAGAUACCUGAACCAUGGUCCUACAAGUGCGUCAAACGCCCUAAUUGGUAACCGGGCAUUAUUCGCUUCAGAUAUGAUGGUCCAUCAUAGACAAAGCUACAUGGCGAGUGUGCGUAUGUUUUCUGCUCGCACAGUCAGACCCGAGACGUGGGCUAGCUCAAGAAGAACGGAAAAUCCAGACGGGUAUUAUACAGGCGAUGGAUUUGUGACUCUUCUACAAAAUGACCACGAGUUCGGAUCCAGAUACAACGAAAUUUUUCAGUAUUAUGAUUGGGAAAAAAUUCCAGGUGCAACAGUCGAAUAUAGUGGGCAGGUCCCCCGGGAAGGUAUGGAGAGAAAUGUUGGUAAUCCAAAUGGAUUUCCCCAUCAUAUUAGUAACGCUGUCUUCGUUGGCAGUGCCUCUGAUGGCAUGUACGGUGUAUCUGCAAUGGUAUACGAUCGUCCAACCGUCAAAAUAACGAUGAAGAAGUCUUGGUUUUUCUUUGAUGAUGAAGUCGUCUGCUUGGGUAAUGAUAUCGAGAGGCGUGAAACUAAUGAGGUGACCGAGCUCCCAAUUAUCACUACGCUGAAUCAAGUAGUUCAAAAUGGUGACAUUGCAUAUAGUAAUUCAGGGACAAGCCAAUAUGUAAGCCCAAGCACUACAACACAUGUCCCAAAUGCUAAAUGGAUUCACCAUGACAACAUUGGAUAUGUGUUCCCAAAUGGUGCAGGUGCAAAUAUCGAUUCCCAUGUUAAGAAGGCAAACGGCAAAACUUUGAAAGUCGCUACAAUGUGGAUGGAACACGGUGUAGAACCGUAUGCGUACAUCAUGUGCCCAGGUGUAACCAUAGCUCAAACUGAGGAACGCCACGCUAAUCCAUCAGUGGCGAUCUUGCAACAGGACUCAAAUGCCCAUAUCGUGUACCAAUCAAGACUUGAUAUACUUUCCAUGGUUUUAUUCACCGCUCCAUUUUCCUUUGUUCACCUAGAUACAGAAAUGUCCUUUUCUUUCACAGUUGACCAGGCUUGUAUCUUGAUGAUUCGGCACUUUCAGUCAAAUAACACUCUUUCAAUAACAGCUUCGGUUCCUACACACUACAAGUCUACAGUACAGAUCGCACUCGCUGGUAUUCAUAUCACAGGGUUAGACUCAUCGUACAGUCCAAAUAAAACAGAAUCUGUCGUUUUGUUUUAUUUCACAGAUGAUCGAAUGGCUGCUGGAAAAAGUCAAACAAAGAAUUUCCAAAUUGUUUAAUCGUUUGAAAAUUACUUCUUCGUAUUUCUCAUUGUGAAUUAUUUAAGUGUAGAUAAGUGAAGUUUCAUGUUGGACAAUGUUGGAAAAUACUAGAAAUAAACAGAAAUAAACCUUGCAAACAGUUGUGCAAUACCAUAUCACAGAUUAACAGUACAUGUACAAGGGGCAAUGCUUGUCAUCGUUUUUUCUUGCCUCUUAUCUGGAGGG